Molecule: messenger RNA, 581 nt
Organism: Paramuricea clavata
Lineage: Eukaryota; Metazoa; Cnidaria; Anthozoa; Malacalcyonacea; Plexauridae
Source: the annotation of a GenBank genome assembly
AUGGCAAGUGGUUGUAUUGGCCCACAAGAUAAUAGAUUGGUCUAUCUUGUAACUUAUAGUCAAGCAGACUUGACAAAAUUUAGCUCUCGAGAGGAAUUUGCUGAAGCAUUAGUUCUUGCGUUUAGCAAGGAUAAUAGUGUUAUACAAUGGUGCUGUUGUUUGGAAGACCACGAGGAUGGUGGCAAGCAUUAUCAUGUUGCUAUCAAGCUUAAAAAAAACAACGAUGGCUUAAAAUUAAGAAAUUCUUGUUAGACGACUACAAUAUUUCGGUACAUUUUUCAUCCGUUCAUCACAACUAUUUUAGUGCUUGGCAAUAUGUUACAAAGACGAAUCGUGAGUACUCGCAAAGUGAUGGUCAUCCAGAUUUGACGAAUGGCGAACCACCGAAGACUGAUUCUGCUAGUGCUGCAAUAGUCGAGGGAAGAGAAGAAUCUGAUAGCGAAGGAGAUGAUGCGACGGGGAAAAGAUCGAGAAAACGUAAAAAGAGGCUCACGUCAUUGGAAGUAGCGGAUAUUAUUCAGUCAAAGUCCAUAAAGACUCGUACCCAACUGCUCGCUUUUAGCCCAACUACAGAAAGAUGA